Messenger RNA from Leptopilina heterotoma, 735 nucleotides. RefSeq names its product 39S ribosomal protein L54, mitochondrial (gene mRpL54). The transcript has 2 exons. Gene Ontology annotation, cellular component: mitochondrial large ribosomal subunit. The coding region runs from base 126 to 530 and encodes 134 amino acids. NCBI's taxonomy places the organism in Eukaryota, Metazoa, Arthropoda, Insecta, Hymenoptera, Figitidae. The record is from RefSeq and is a predicted model, not a curated record. Gene Ontology annotation, molecular function: structural constituent of ribosome.
CAUUAUCACAGAGAUUUUUAAAAGUCUGAUAAUAACGAUAAUAAUAACCAUAAUAACCUAGUAUUUUAAAGAAAAUAGUUUAUUUAAUUGUUUUUAUAUUAAUAAUAAUAAUAAUAUAGACGAAUAUGAGGAUAUCAUUUGGUCAUACUCUGUUUUUGAUCCAAAAACAUAUAGUUUCUAAUGUAGAAUCUGUUUUCUUUAAACGAAAUUAUGCCGCUCAUAACCUUUCGUUAGGUAAGAAAGGAAAACUGGGGAAAAAAGUAGGACCUACGUCUACAAAAAGAUUAUUGCCAGUCGAGACCGACGUUAAUAAAUUGCUUACUUUUGUUUGUGGAAGUAAUAUUUAUAAGGAAGGUAAAGACGUUGAAAUUAAACCUGAUUCAGAAUAUCCAAAUUGGCUUUGGGACAUUCGCACAGGCCCACUACCGCCUCUUGAGGAAAUGGAUAAAAAUACCAAAGCCUAUUGGAGAAGGUUGAGAAGAAUGGGAAUGCAAAGGCAUAAUAAACUGGCUAAAUUAAGAAGGUUUUAAAAAAUCACUAAAGAAUUAUUAAAUAUUCAUCUUGAGUUUAUCCGACUUCUUAGUUUCUUUAUAUAUCUGUAUAAGAUAUUCAACAAACUACAUCAAGAGAUAAGUUUUUGCAAAUGUAGGUAUUUUAUCGAAUGUAACCAUUUUCAUUCAAAACAUCUCACUGUAUAACUUUUCAUUAUAUUAAAUUUAAAUAUUAAUGUUUAAA